UUCAACAGUACGGACGUCCCUCGAAACAGGAAGGCCAGCGGAUCUCCAGUCAGUGCCCGGAACAGGUUCUGUGUCGCGGAGUUUGUGCGGGUGCUAGCACGUGAUAGAAAGAGAGAGAGAGAGAGAGAGAAAGAUUCGUGGGUGUACUUUCGGAAUAACGUGGUGUCCAGUUCACCGUGAUCGCAUCGCUCAACAACACCAGCGGAAGGAUGAUGGAGAAGGAACCGGAUUCGAUUGCCGUCACGAUGAAGCAGGACUACGCGGCUAGCGAGGUGUACAGCACCACCAGUGAGGCCCCACCCGCCUACAAGAUGCGCCAGGCGAACUCGGUGAAGAUCGCCAAGAUCAUCGCGAUCACCGUGGUGCUGUCGUCCUUCAUUCUGGGCUCGUUCAUCCUGGCCUCGUCGUACCUGCAGGCGAAGCAAUCCUGCGACCAGAUGCAGGCCCUCGAUGCCGUCCUCAACAAGGAGCUGAUGCUGGAAGCGAUGCAGCAGGAGCUCCCGAAGGCGCAGGCGUUGGUGCAGGACAACCUGUCGGCCGAUGAAGCCAACAUGCAGACGAUCGAUCGCGACGACGCCAAGAAGCGCAAGCAGGAGGAAAGCACCCACCAGCGCAAGGAGGAAUCGGACGAGUCGAACGAUUCGGAGGACGACGACGAAUCGUCGAACGAUGGCGAAAUCGAUGAGUCGGCCGACAUGAACAACCACAUCCACGUGAAGCUUCCGCUGGACCUGCAUCUGACCGAUCUGGCUAACGCUAUCCUUCGGGAGAACCAGAAGUCCCGCAUGAACUGCAUCGUUGAGCGACGCCGUUCGGAGGAAAUGGUCGACACGCCCGCCAAGAUGAUGCGUCUUCCGUUCGGAAUGGACAUGGCCACCGACCCGAAGCAGCAGAAGGUUACCGGUGAGCGUAUCGCUAUCUUCUGUGAAUCGGGAAACGAGCUGAACAGGAAUGAGGAGCCUGAGCCGACCAUCCGUCAGGUACUGAUUCCGAUUCCGCCCGUCCGUGGAUUCGGUCCAAUCACUCACCUUCCGCAGCAGAUGGGCGGCCCGCAGCAGACCAUCAUCCGUCAGAUGCCGCGACCACUGUUCCCGCUGCCCAUGAUGAACCCGCAGCAUGCCCAGCAGCACCAGCCGCAGCUGCCGCCGAUUCCGGCCCAGAUGAUGCAGGCACCGCAUCCCGACGCCCCGAUGGGUCGGCCGAACUUCCAUCCGCUCAUGCAGCAGCUGCCGCACAUCAUGGGCGGCCAACCGGGUAUGCCGCGCCCCGAGUUCCGCAUCCAUCUGCAGCGCAUUCCCAUCCAGGACAUCAUGCGCCCAUUCAUGGCGCCACCGAACAUGCGCAGCCAGCCGGAACCUGAGCAGCCACCGCAGCAGCUUCAGCCGCAGCCUCCCCAACAGCCACCGCAGCACGAGGUGCAGAUCCGCGAGUUCGGCAUGCCGUCCUCCGAGGAGCUUAACAUGGACGUGGCCCAAAAGUUUACCGAGCAGCUCCGUUCGCUGAUCGCGCGCAUCGCUGAGUCGGAAGAUAGCGAGGAGGAAACGGACUCGUACCGUAACGCCCCGAACCAGGAGGGUCCUUCGCCGCAUUCGGACGAACGUGAACUGCAGGAGCAGCAGCCACCGCGCCCGACUGAGCCGGAAGCGCACCAUGAAGAGAACGCCGAGCAGCAGCAGCAGCAGCCACAAGCUGUGCCGCAGCACCCGCAACAGGUGCCGACUCCGCAGCUUCCCCAACCGGUCCCGCAGGAGAUUCUGCCGAUGGGACGGAUCCACUACGGUCGCAGCCUUCUGACGCCGAUCAGCUUGCCCGGCAAGGUGGUGGAGACUUCCGCCUCGGAGGAGGACGCCAUCCGUCCGCACUACGUCCAGCCAAGAUCGGUUUAGAGUACAAAAACGGGUAGUGACGGGGCCUGGCCAGGACUUCGUACCCGCUGAACCCUAUGGGAUUGUUUUUUUUAAAUGGGUUUCUGUGCCUACCAACCGCACGCAAACGUAAAAGUAUUGUGAUUUUAAAAAUUGAAUCUACCACACAUCUGGACACACGGACAUUGCAGGAUAACCAUCGGGAGGAGUCCGUGGUUGAACGUUGAUGAGUUGAAAAGGAUGAUGGGACAAAAUUGAACGCCGCCAAAAUCAGGACGCAACUAAAAGAAAAACACGACACCGACACCUAGAAUCUCAACAGUACGCUGACCACGUGGAAACCGUGGAAUGGCCAACGGACCGUGGUACGAUGUGGGUAGCAUGUAAAUAUACUUUGGAUUUGAGCUGCAGGAAAGAAAUGCCCGGCGAAGGGUCCGCCUCCGACGAGCAAUAGGCAAACGGGAUCAAGACACAACCGCCCGGUUCAUCAAAUCGUAUCGAAAGGUUUCCUAUUCUAAGUGAUAAGAGAACAGACACGCACGCAACACGCAGACGCAGACACGGACAUCCUUUUCUUGGGCCGGAAGUGCGAAUGCUAACCCGAUCGCAGGAUACAGCAGGCGCUGGAAGAGAGGACAGAAGGCAGUUAAGCACACGAAAUAAAGACCGAUCUAAAUCAAGUACAACUCGAACUGGUUGAUUGCGAGAAAUGCAUCCUUCGGAAAUGGUAAUGACGUGAUUUUUGCAUUGAUUGGUUUACAAUUUAUUAUUUCGUUCAACACACUAUCCUAGGGGUUAAAAAUAAAUAAAUAUUACAUAUCUACACCG
This is a messenger RNA of Anopheles bellator, 2693 nucleotides long. RefSeq lists its product as uncharacterized. The coding region runs from base 210 to 1886 and encodes 558 amino acids. The record is from RefSeq and is a predicted model, not a curated record. The transcript is spliced from 6 exons. Lineage: Eukaryota; Metazoa; Arthropoda; Insecta; Diptera; Culicidae.